Messenger RNA from Penicillium malachiteum, 2457 nucleotides. RefSeq names its product glycoside hydrolase family 55 protein. The record is from RefSeq and is a predicted model, not a curated record. The transcript is spliced from 5 exons. Gene Ontology annotation, molecular function: polygalacturonase activity. The coding region runs from base 1 to 2457 and encodes 818 amino acids. NCBI's taxonomy places the organism in Eukaryota, Fungi, Ascomycota, Eurotiomycetes, Eurotiales, Aspergillaceae.
AUGCAUUUUCCUUCUUUACUCUCCUACUGUUCGUUGCUUGCAUAUGCUCAUGCCCAUGUGGUAGACACAAGGCAUGUUGCUAAGGCACAUCGAGACGCUCAUUUCAAUCGCGCAGUUCAUGCGCCAUACGACAAAAAAUCAAAAACCUCGGGCCUGCACAUUCCUUCUCCUGCAGCAUCCCUUGAUGUUUCUGUGGAUAUAUCGAUCAAUACAGACGCGACAGAGUCCGAUGAGGCUUCAUACUGGCUGGCAGAUAUUGCGCACCAGGGAAUCGCGGCAUUCAACACCAACCCAUCAGACUAUACUGUUUUCCGUAAUGUCAAGGACUACGGUGCUGUAGGCGACGGUGUAACCGAUGACACUGCAGCCAUCAAUUCAGCUAUCAGCUCUGGAGGUCGCUUUGGCCCAUCCAGCGGAGAAACGUCGACCACCACCCCUGCGAUUGUAUACUUCCCUGCUGGAACUUAUUUGAUCUCGACCUCCAUCAUCGACUACUACUUUACCCAGAUCAUCGGUAACCCGAACGACCUUCCUGUGAUCAAGGCCACUUCGGGAUUCUCAGGCUUGGGCUUGAUUGAUGGAGACCAAUACCAGAGCAGUGGAGAUCAAGGAUGGACUUCGACAAAUGUCUUUUUUAGACAAAUUCGGAAUUUGAAGUUGGACCUGACGAAUAUUGCGGCUGGAACUUCUGCUACAGGUAUUCACUGGCCUACUGCACAAGCUACUAGCAUCCAGAAUGUUGAGAUUAUCAUGAGCUCGGACUCGGGAACUCAACAUCAGGGUCUCUUUAUUGAGAAUGGAUCCGGCGGUUUCUUGAAUGACAUCGUCACCACUGGUGGCUUGUAUGGAGCAAAUAUUGGUAACCAACAGUUUACCAUGCGCAACCUGACUAUCAAUAAUGCUGUGACUGCUAUCUCUCAGAUUUGGAACUGGGGUUGGACCUACCAAGGUCUGACCAUCAAGAACUGUACCACUGCGAUCUCCAUCAACAAUGGCGGUGCUGGUGAUCAGUUGGUCGGCUCCGUUAAUGUUCUUGAUAGCAGCAUCUCUGAUUGUUCCACCUUCAUCACCACUGCCUGGGAGACCUCCUCGUCGACUAAUGGCAGUCUCAUUCUGGAGAAUAUUUCUCUCGAAGAUGUCUCUGUUGCUGUGGAGGGACCUAGUGGUACAGUUCUCGCUGGAUCAUCAGGAUCAACUACUAUCAGUGCCUGGGGCCAGGGCCAUAAGUAUGCUCCCAGUGGUCCCACCAACUUCCAGGGAAGCUUCACUGCACCAACUCGCCCAUCUGCUUUACUGGCUAGCGGGUCCACAAGUUAUUACACCAAAUCGAAGCCUCAGUAUGCCGCAUCACCCACAUCUUCAUUCGUGAGCAUCAGAAGUGCAGGUGCUACUGGUGAUGGUACUACCGAUGACACUACUGCCAUAAACGCUGCCCUGACAUCGGCCGCCUCAUCUGGUUCGAUUGUCUUCUUUGAUCAGGGAACUUACAAGGUUACGAAUACCAUUUACUUCCCUCCUGGCGUGCGGGUUGUUGGAGAAGCAUACCCAGUAAUCAUGGCCAGUGGAAGUACCUUUGCCGAUAUGUCAACUCCUAUCCCUGUUGUUCAGGUUGGCAAGUCCGGAGAGUCUGGCUCAAUUGAAUGGUCGGAUAUGAUUAUCAGCACGCAAGGGUCUACGCCCGGCGCCGUCCUAAUCGAGUGGAACCUCGCAGCUGAUCUGGGAUCUGGAAUGUGGGAUGUCCAUACCCGCAUUGGUGGAUUUGAUGGCUCAGACCAACAGGUCGCCCAGUGCCCUACUUCAGCAUCUGUUUCCGCAACCUGCGAGGUCGCGUACAUGUCUAUGCAUAUCACAAAUUCUGCAAGCGGAGUAUACAUGGAGAACAACUGGCUGUGGACAGCGGACCACGACAUUGAUGAUCCUGACAACACUCGCGUUUCCGUUUAUUCUGGUCGUGGUCUUCUGAUUGAAGGAAAAAAUAUCUGGCUCUACGGAACUGCUGUCGAGCACCACGCCCUCUACCAAUACGAGUUUGCUGGCGCUACUUCGGUCGUGGCGGGCUUUAUCCAAACAGAAACACCAUACUACCAACCAGACCCAGAUGCCGCCAACGGCCCAUACCCCACAAAUGCCACUCUCUUCGACCCAGACUACAGCACCUGUCUUUCAGGUAACUGCGACGCCUUGGGUCUUCGCAUUCUCGACAGCACAAACAUACUCAUCUACGGCGCUGGCUUGUACAGCUUCUUCGAUAACUAUAGCACCACCUGUUCAGACUUCCCAUCGGACACCUGCCAGAGCGAGAUCUUCAGUAUUGAGGGUACCAACAGCGGCUUGACGGUUUACAAUCUCAACACCGUGGGAGUGACCAACAUGAUUGUUGAGAGUGGUACAUCAAUUGCACUUGCUAGUGAUAACGAGGCGAUUUAUGGUGGUACCAUCGCAUACUUCACUCUUUAA